Messenger RNA from Colletotrichum siamense, 5109 nucleotides. It is a transcript of the gene rpa1, whose product is annotated as DNA-directed RNA polymerase I subunit rpa1. Gene Ontology annotation, biological process: DNA-templated transcription. The coding region runs from base 1 to 5109 and encodes 1702 amino acids. Gene Ontology annotation, cellular component: RNA polymerase I complex. The record is from RefSeq and is a predicted model, not a curated record. Gene Ontology annotation, molecular function: DNA binding; DNA-directed RNA polymerase activity. Lineage: Eukaryota; Fungi; Ascomycota; Sordariomycetes; Glomerellales; Glomerellaceae. The transcript has 2 exons.
AUGAAUAUCUCACAACCUAUCUCGUCGUCCGUGGAGACGGUCGAGUUCACUUUUCUUACCGAGGAGGAAAUCAGAGCCGUUUCCGUCAAACGUAUUGAGAACGACAGCACUUUCGAUAAUCUUCUCAAUCCUGUUCCCGGUGGUCUAUACGACCCCGCGCUCGGCUCCUGGGGCGAUGCUCUUUGCGCGACCUGCAAUCUCAACCAGUCUUCCUGUCCUGGCCACGCCGGCCAUAUCGAGCUCCCUGUUCCUGUAUACCAUCCGAUCUUCCUCGAUCAAGUCCUUCGGCUCUUGAGGUCGCAAUGCGCUUAUUGCAAAGGUUUUCGCAUGCGCCACCGCGAAAUCAACCGCUUCUCGUGCAAACUUCGACUUCUCCAACAUGGCUUGCUGCAUGAGGCUCAUCUUGUUGAUGCCAUUGGUGAGGAGCUCAAGGGCCUUGCGAUGCCCGGCGUCCCCACCGAUUACGACAGUGAGGCCGAGGAAGAAGGCACUUCUACUGUCGACAACGUCAUUGGCGCACGCGAGGCCUUCGUUCGCCAAAGUUUGAAGGCUCACAAGCUAAGCCUGGGAGAGGCGAGGAAGGGCAAGCACGAAGGGUCUAUUGAAAUGCGAAGGGAGCUCAUCAAGGAGUUUAUGGUGCAAAUAACCAAGCCCAGAAAGUGCGACAACUGCGGUGGCAUUUCCCCGGCCUAUCGAAAGGACCGUUUCGUCAAAAUCUUUGAAAAGGCCCUCAGCGAGAGAGACCUUGCACACAUGGCUCAAAGGAACCUGCACAUGAAGGACUCGAUGGCAACUGCUGCCAUGACAUCGAAGCCUAAGACGACGCGAGGCUCUGAUCACGCCGACGAAGGCGUUGCUGAUGUUGACCAGGCCUCGGAGAACGACGUUGAGAUGCGCGAUGCCAGCAGCAGUGACGAGCAUCCACCUAUGGACAAAGGAGAGGAAGACGCCAACAAUGUCUCCCCGGGACAGCAGCGAUACAUCAGCGCCAUGGAAGUUCGUGCUCGUCUGCGAGAGCUAUUCGAAAAAGAGCAGGAAAUUAUGUCUCUGAUCUACAACUCAAAGCCAGUGACGAAGAAGGCCGCUAAGAUCACGGCUGAUAUGUUCUUUCUCCGCACAAUCCUUGUUCCCCCAAACAAGUUCCGACCUGAAGCUCGUACCGGCGACUCGAUCUCUGAGGCUCAGCAAAACUCUCUGUACAAGAACAUUCUGCGGAACUGUGUCAGUAUUGCUAGAAUACACCAGAACGUCGGAGGUACGGAUCAGUAUGGAAGAGCGAGAGACAUCAGCGACCUGCACCAGAUAUGGACAGAAUUACAAGAGUCUGUCAAUUCCCUAAUCGACAAGAGCAAAAACCCUGUGCAGGGCGCAGCGGCCAAGAGAAAUGAAGACGGGAUCAAACAAAAGCUGGAGAAGAAGGAAGGUCUGUUCAGAAAGAACAUGAUGGGAAAGCGAGUCAACUUCGCUGCGCGAAGUGUUAUCUCUCCGGAUCCGAACAUCGAAACAAACGAAAUCGGCGUGCCUCCUGUUUUUGCACGGAAGCUGACUUACCCCGAGCCAGUCACAAGCCACAAUUUCAGAGAUAUGCAGCAAGCAGUCAUCAAUGGUGUCGAUAAGUGGCCAGGCGCUGCGGCAAUCGAGUACGAGAAUGGCCAGAUUGUCAACUUGCGGUCCAAGUCGACUGAUGACCGUGUAUCGCUCGCCAACCAGCUUCUCGCCCCUACCAACAACCAGAUGAGUGGCGUGAAAAGCAAGAAGGUUUAUCGCCACUUGACAAACGGUGAUGUGGUCUUGAUGAACCGCCAACCAACCCUGCAUAAGCCCUCCAUCAUGGGCCACAGGGUGCGGGUGCUGCCUGGUGAGAAGACAAUUCGAAUGCAUUACGCCAACUGCAAUACGUACAACGCCGACUUCGACGGAGAUGAAAUGAAUAUGCACUUUCCCCAGAAUGAGGUGGCUAGAGCCGAGGCUCUUCAGAUCGCCGACACGGACCAUCAGUAUCUCUCUGGAACUGCAGGCAAGCCCCUUCGCGGAUUAAUUCAGGACCAUCUUUCGGUAUCCGUGGCGCUCUGCAACAAGGAUACUUUCUUUGAUCGCGACUCGUAUCAACAGCUUAUUUACUCAGCGUUGCGCCCGGAGAGUGGCCACAUUCUCGGUGAGAGGAUUGAGCUUAUCCCACCCGCCAUCAUCAAGCCGAUUCCCAGGUGGACUGGCAAGCAGGUUGUAACCACCAUCCUGAAGAACAUUAAGCCGCCAAAUGGCGAGGGACUGUGGAUGACCGGCAAAAGCCAGGUUAAGGGCGAGCAGUGGGGUAAAGGCUCGGAGGAGGGUACUGUACUUUUCCAGGAUGGUCAGUUCCUUUCCGGCAUCCUCGACAAGGCCCAGCUCGGUCCCAGUUCAGGCGGCCUGAUUCAUGCUAUUCAUGAAAUCUACGGUCCUGCGGUUGCCGGCAAGUUGCUGAGUGGCAUUGGCCGACUUCUUACGAGAUACCUGAACAUGCGGGCAUUUACUUGCGGUAUGGAUGAUCUGAGGCUCACACCUCAAGGCGAGGUAUCUCGAAAAGAAACUCUCAAGGCUGCUAAGGGUAUCGGUCUUGAGGUUGCGGCCAGGUACGUGUCUCUGGAGGACAAUAAGCCCGGCAGCGAUGACCCAGAACUUCUCACUCGCCUAGAAGAGGUUAUGCGCGACGACAGCAAGCAGGAAGGUCUCGAUAUGCUCAUGAACCAGAGCUCUGCAAAGGUUUCUAGCAUGGUGACAGCUGCUUGUCUGCCGGUCGGUUUGGUCAAGCAAUUCCCGAAGAACCAGAUGCAGUCUAUGACAACAUCUGGCGCCAAGGGUGGCCAAGUCAAUGCUAACCUCAUUUCGUGCAAUUUGGGACAACAAGUCCUUGAGGGUCGAAGAGUUCCUCUCAUGGUCAGUGGAAAGUCUUUGCCUUGCUUCCGGCCGUUCGAGACAGAUGUUCGCGCUGGUGGCUACAUUGUCCAGCGUUUCUUGACGGGUAUCCGGCCGCAAGAGUAUUACUUCCAUCACAUGGCAGGCCGUGAAGGCCUUAUCGACACCGCUGUUAAGACAUCUCGUUCUGGUUACCUGCAGAGGUGUAUCAUCAAGGGCAUGGAAGGACUGACGGUUUCGUACGACUCUACUGUUCGCGACGCCGACGGCACAUUGGUGCAAUUUUUGUAUGGCGAAGACGGGCUGGAUCCUACCAAGCAGAAGUAUCUCACCGACUUUGGCUUCGUUCUCCGCAACAUCGGUUCCGAAACGGCUCAGUUGAAUUUCGGAAGCGAGUUCAAGGACAGGUUUGCCGGCAACAAGGACGACGUUUUGAAACACAUGAAGAGCGCCAUCAAGCACGCCAAGGUCGACAUCGCCGCCAAAGACCCAAUCAUUUCUCUCGUCAACCCGGCCAGGGUGGCUUUCGCCACGUCUGAGAAGUUCUACGAGAAGAUGUCCAAGUAUAUCAAGAACAAUGAGGAUGGCCUGAUCCGCGACAAGUCUAAGGAUGUCUCUGGUCUUAUCAACGCUCCUGCCGUGAACAGAAAGUCAGCUGAGCUCGUACUCGCCGCUAAAUACAUGCGUUCACUCGUCGAGGCUGGAGAAGGUGUCGGUAUCGUAGCUGGCCAGAGUGUCGGUGAGCCUUCUACACAGAUGACGCUGAACACAUUCCAUUUGGCCGGUCAUUCAGCGAAGAACGUCACGCUUGGUAUUCCCCGUCUUCGCGAGAUUCUCAUGACUGCGAGUCGGUCUAUCUCCACGCCGUCGAUGACUCUCCUUCUUCACGAGGAGCUCUCCGCAACUGAGGGAGAAAUCUUUGCAAAGUCCAUCAGUGUGUUGCCUCUGGCCGAUGUGCUUGACACCGCAAGCGUCAAUGAACGCAUUGGAAAGGGGCAAAAUAGUGCGCUGGCUAAACUUUACGAUGUCCGACUGAACUUUUUCCCCUCGGAGGAAUACACCAAGACCUACGCGAUCGAUGCCUCUGAUGUCAUGGAUACCGUGGAAAAGAGGUUCUUGGAUCAUCUUUUGAAGAUAAUGACCAAGGAGAUCAAGAAACGGCGAAGUGAGUCCAGCUCAGCCACGCCUGAUAUCGGUGCCAAGGCCGGCGUUGUCGAGAUGGCGACAGGCAACGGAGAGACAAGAGGUGGCGGGGACGACAACGACGAUGACGACGAUGACGGUGAUGGCGAUGCGACAAACGCUAAGAACAAGGCAAAUCGAGAAGAAGCCGUAUCCUACGGACCCAAUGAUGACGAAGAUGACGCCAUACAGCGACAGAUGGAGCGCGAGGAGUCAGUGGAAGAAGACGAAGGCUUUGGCGGCAGCCCAGUCCCCGAGACUCGGCAGGAGGCUUCAGACGAGGAGGAGGAGGAGGCAGGAGACGAUGAGUCGGAAAGCGAGGGCGCCUGGAGAGCUGAGCGUGUGAAAGAACGGUACCUUCGUGUUACGCGUUUCAGCAGCGACGAGGCCGGAGAAUGGUGCGAGUUCACGCUCGAAUUUGAGGCAGAUACCCCCAAGGUGUUGAUGCUCAAUAUCGUGCAAGCGGCAGUCAAGAAGUCAGUUGUCCAGCAAAUACCUGGUGUCGGCUCGUGUACCUUCACUGCGGACCACAAGACGACGGACCCCAUCACAGGCAAGGAUAUUUCAGUGCCAGCCAUUUACACCUCUGGGGCCAACCUCAGGGCGAUGCACAAGUACGGCGACUUCAUCAACCCGAACAAGAUCGCAACGAACGAUAUUGCUGCCGUCCUGGACGUGUAUGGUGUCGAGGCGUGCCGGACCAAUAUUGUCUCGGAACUGGCCGGCGUUUUCGGAGGUCACGGAAUUAGCGUCGACAACCGCCAUUUGAACCUCAUUGCCGACUAUAUGACCCGCAACGGUGACUUCACACCCUUCAACCGCAACGGCCUGCGCGGCAACAUUAGCCCAUUCACCAAAAUGAGUUUCGAAACAACUCUUUCAUUCCUGAAGGAUGCUGUGCUCGACGGUGAUUGGGAUGACCUCAGGACGCCAAGCAGUCGCAUCGUGAUGGGCCGUUUGGGCAGGAUUGGAACGGGUGCAUUCGAUGUCCUUACUGCUCUGCCGACGCAUCACAUGUCGUCUCAUGCGGAGUAG